Molecule: messenger RNA, 360 nt
Organism: Pseudopodoces humilis (Tibetan ground-tit)
Lineage: Eukaryota; Metazoa; Chordata; Aves; Passeriformes; Paridae
Source: RefSeq, a predicted model, not a curated record
CUCACAAGAUGGCGGAGGCGGCCAAUUGUAUCAUGGAGGUCUCCUGCCCCCCCGGGGAGGGCAGCGCCAAACCCUCGGCCGAGGACAUGACCUCCAAGGAUUAUUACUUCGACUCCUACGCACACUUCGGGAUCCACGAGGAGAUGCUGAAGGACGAGGUUCGCACUCUCACCUACCGCAACUCCAUGUUCCACAACCGACACCUGUUCAAGGACAAGGUGGUGCUGGACGUGGGCAGCGGCACCGGCAUCCUCUGCAUGUUCGCUGCCAAGGCCGGCGCCAGGAGGGUCAUCGGGAUCGAGUGCUCGAGCAUUUCCGACUACGCCGUCAAGAUCGUCAAGGCCAACAAACUGGACCACG